CGCGCCGCGCCUCUCCGCCGCCGCUGUAAGGUCGACAGUCGCCCGCGCCGCGCGCGACCCUUGCGCGACAACCGACACGUGUGUCGCGGAGUCUCGGCCUGGGUCGUUCAUCGCUGUCGUGGUGGUUGUCGUCGGGUUGCCGGAGUGGUGUCCUCGAGUUCUCCGGUGGUUCCAUGCUGAAGAACCUCUCCGCGGUGCACGACAGCGAGGACAGCUGGCGGGCGGGAGUCGCACCAUGGACCUGACGACGAGGCCUCGCCCGCCGGCGGACCCGGCCGCCGGCAAGACGCGCGCCGCCAAGUCCGUCUUCUCCAUCCGCAGCCUGGUGGACGUGCGUGACGACUCCGGCGGCGCUGAGCUGCCGGCCCCGUGCCCCGCUGUGGACGCUGCCCCGAUGCCAGCCCACGAGUGCGUCGAAGCGUGUCCGGAAGACGCGAGGCGGGUGUUGAGUGUGAGAGGAGACAUCUUCAACAAAACAAGUAGAGACGCGGCGGGCGCAGCCUCGGCCAUGGGCGUGUCCGAGGACGGCGGCGGGAAAGGGGCGGCGGCGGAGGACGUGGUGGUGGGGGCGGGCGACACGCCGCCCCCAGGCGCCGGGGGCGGAGGCGCCGGCAGCGAGGGAGAGGCGGACGAGUUCGCGCCCAAGCGCAAGCAGCGCCGCUACCGCACCACCUUCACCAGCUUCCAGCUGGAGGAGCUGGAGAAGGCCUUCUCCAGGACGCACUACCCCGACGUGUUCACCAGAGAAGAGCUGGCUAUGAAGAUUGGUUUAACGGAAGCGCGAAUUCAGGUGUGGUUCCAGAACCGGCGCGCCAAGUGGCGCAAGCAAGAGAAGGUGGGGCCGCAGGCGCACCCCUACAACCCCUACCUGGCCGCGGGGGCGGCGGCGCCCUCCGCCGUCGUGGCGCCCUCGCUGCCCAACCCCUUCGGCCCGCUCGGCUUCGCCAUGCGUAAGCCCUUCGACGGCGGCCUGGCGGCGGCGUUCCGCGCCGGCGGCUACCCGCACGUGGGCUACCUGGCGCCGCCCCCGGGCGCCUACCAGCACCGCGGCCCGCCGCCCCCCACCCUGCUGCCCCCCGGCCUGGGCGGCCCGCUGGCCUACAGCUCCAGCUUCCAGUCGCUGCUCGCCAACAUCUCGGCGGCGCAGCGGCCCAAGGCGCCCGGCCCGAGCGGCGAGGACUACCACCAGCACGCGGCGGCGCUGCUGGCCGCCACCGCCGCCCCCGCGUCGCCGCCCGCGCCCGCCCCCGAGCUCGACCGUCGCAGCUCCAGCAUCGCGGCGCUGCGCCUCAAGGCGCGCGAGCACGAGCUGCGGCUCGAGCUGCUGCGCAAGAACGGCGACCUGGUCAGCUGAGCGGCCACCGAGGUCAGCUGAGCGGCCACCGAGGUCAGCUGAGCGGCCACCGAGGUCAGCUGAGAGGCCACCGCGGUCAGCUGGAAGUCUUCAGUGCGGGUUUACAAACUACGCGAGGAACGCAACGUGGUAAUAGCGCACACGCAAACAAUGCAAAAAAAAAAAUCGCUGUCGGAUAUAAAGCUCGUAAGUUGUAAGACGUCACCAGGCCUACAACAUAAAAUUGUAAAACAGAGGAACUAAUUUCUUUCCCUGGAUUUUUUUGAUGAUUUAUAUUUGAAAAGAAAAAGCAAGAUUGUUAAUUAUUUGAUUUAAAAGUGUUAUUUUCUUUCAAUGGGGAAAUUUUAAGAUUAUAUAGUAAAAAUAACAUAGCGGGCUUAUAAGCAUGUAACAUCUGCGUCGUUAAAAUUUUCUGAACAUUUCUCUUCAGAAGUGGCCUCAAGCUAGAACGCAAGAAAGUUGGAAGUUGAACAAUACUUGUGUUGCGUUAUUGCGCCUUGUGUAGUUUAUAAAUAGGUACUUUACAAUGUGGUUGCUGAACAUCUUGCGUCUUGCGUUCUUGCGUUAUUGCGCAGUUUAUAAACCCGACCCUACUGCGCCCUCGCACUGCCGUGACCUGCUAGACGGAUCUCAACUAUUCCUGGAAGAAGUUGUCACGAACGAAGAGUGAGUAAGUCGGCUGUGUGAAAAGCUAAUGUCAAGCAGCUGUGGGUGGAUAGAAGAAUAAAAACUACAAACGAGAGAAAAUCAUUAAGUUGGCAAUACUUUACGCUAGCAUCUGCAGAGAUAUACUCAACGGAAAACAUCUUCUCCGAAGCUGAGUGACUGUACUGUUUUCAUCUUCUGCGACAGGGAAUUUUUUUAAAUAUACGUAUAUUAGUUUCCGCGUUCGUUAUCCGGAUUCCUCGUAAACUGUACUCGCCCAAUUAUUAUGAGAGAAAAUUUUUGUGAUAUAAAUGUUAGUGAGACUAUGUACUUACGCGUUACUUUUUAAAAGUGCUGCGGUGCUAUGGUUUUGUGAGUUUCUUUUUUAAUCGGUGAACAUGAAUUUAUGGUAAAUACUUAUUCCGUCCAUCAUGAUGUCCUAUUGUAACUGCUCAUGCGAGUUCAAUCUCUCUAGUUUUGUAAUUUAUUCUGGGAACUAAUGGGACAGAACUUACAAAACUAUGUUGUACGUACAAUUGUGUACACGAAAUAUGAUUAUGUUUACGUUUAUUGAAGUUGUUGCAAUCAUUAAAUGUUUUCCGCCAUAAAAGGGUUAGUCUCGCUCAGAAAUAAAGGUAUUAACAUGUGUGUGACCUUGGUUUUUUUAUGUAAUUGUUAUCUAUACCAAAUUAUUAUUUUUUAUGCAGAGUUACAUAGUUAUGUGGAAUGACCAAGCAUAAUAUUUCAGGUCCUGAAGCAGGAAAUUUUGUGUUCAAUAUAUAUGAUUGGCUACAAAAAUAAUUUUAACUACCAAGAAUAAAAAUUAAUUAAUCUUAGUUAACUUUUGAUUAUGUUUAUCUAAUGUUAAGUUAUAAGCUGGAGUAAUACAAGAAAGUUAACUUUUAACCAGAUAUAUUUUACGCUAAUAGAUGUUCCAAAAUAACUUUCUUUUUAAGCUAAGAAGGCUAUAAUAAAAAAAAUCGCUAUUGGCACAGCCUACAGGCGUAGGUAGAUUUCGAAGUACCUAUUUAUUCUGAAAAUAUUUGGAAACUUCUAUAAACGUCUUGAAGAUUAUAAGAACUUAAUGUACAUAACUUAUUUAUGUUCUCCAAUAUUACAAAAUGAUCGAUUAAAUAUUUGCCCAUUUUCCAUGCAGAGAAAAAUUACGAAUAUUUUAAACUCAAUAGUUUACAACGCAGCACUGAAUAGCCUAUUAAAUUUUAUAUUAUGUGGCAACUAAGGUAAUUAUUUAAUUUUAUUGACCUUUAAAAAUUAUUCUCAUCCUUUGCACUAAUCACCUGGUCGUAUAAAAAUUUCUUUGCACCAAGGUUUAAUAUAAUAUUAAGAUGGUUUAAAAUAAAUUCAAAGAAAUUCAUACUAAGAAAGUUUUGAAUUUUUUUAAAAUUUCAACCCUUUUCUUACGGUGAUAAUUCGUUUCAUCAUAAACUGUUCUUUUUUUUUUUUUUUUUAAAGAUUGAUGGCACACUGGCAAGUUUUGACAGUCACCAGUGUGCCAACAAUCUCCCCCCCUUAAAGUUGUAGUUUUAAGUCACCCCGAGUCAUUGUGGAAUGGUAGUGUUAAUUGAAGGUUGGUAUUAAGACAAUACAAAUUACACCCAUGUCUUACCCGGGAUUCGAACCCGGAGCCCCCGCACCGUAGCCCGGUGGGCCGUCGACUGCGCUACGGAGGCCGACUCAUGUUCCAGCCAAAGUUUUAGAUGAAGCUUAAAAUUCUUACAAUAUAUUAUAACGGAUAUGAUAGUAUAUCCAUUAAAAAAAAGGCAUGAUUAUUUACUUUCAAACCUUGUUAUUUCCACCCCUUGCAGUAAUGGUUGGAUAAAGUAAAAUUCUUUUAAAAAUAGUUUUAGUCAAUAUGAAGACAGUUAAACAAAAAUAAGAAUGGAUUUGAUAGUGUACCGGGUAGGGAAGUUUUAUUUAUGGUCUCAUUCCGACCCCAGGUUUUUUCAACCCUUUGCAAUAAUGGUUUGUACUAUCAAAAAGUGUUUAAGAUAAAAGUUUUAGAUACAAAUUAAAAGAUUUACAAACAUUUUGUACGGAUUUUAUAGUGUGUCUACUGAAGGUGAUAUGCGUUUUUUGUUAUUCAACCCCCUGUUUAUUCUACCCCUUACAGUCAUGGUAGGUCGUAUAAAAAUUAUUUUAGACAAAAUAUGUAGAUAACAAUUCAAGGUUUUACAAUAAAUUAUAAAUUAGAACGAAUUUAAUAGUGUUCGUGGUACGGAAAUUAUGAAUUUUUUAAAAUUCUUCUCUUGUUUUUUAAACCCCCUGCAGCAAUGGCUCAUUUGAUCAAAAAGUGUUUCAGACAAAAGUUUUAGCUAAAACUAAUAUUUACAAAUAAUUUGAAUGGAUUCGACUGUGUCCUUACUAAGGGAGUUUUUUUUCCUUCCAACCCUUGUUUUUUUCACCCCUUGCAGCAAUGGCUGGUCAUAUAAAAAAUUAUUUCUGACGAAAGUUGAGGAUAAUAUUUUUUGGAUUGACAUUAAAAAGGAAUGGAUUAAAUAGUGUUAAAGGAACGGAUUUUAUGAAUAUUUAAAAAAUUUCGAACAGUUAUACAAAACCCCUGCAGCAAUGGUUUUGUCUUAUCAAAACUUGUUUGUGAAAAAAGUUUUAGAUAAAAUUAUAAGAUUAAUACAAAAUUUGCACGAAUUAGAUGUUGUUCCUAUAAAUUGAGUUAUGAUAUUUUUGUCCUCCAACCCUUGUUUUUUCAAACCCUUGCAGUUAUGGUUGAUCGUACAAUAGGUAGUAUCUAUUUAUUUGAAAUCUACCUAAAACGUUAUUUUAAUGCCAGUUUGGAUAAUAUUCACCUGCACGAGUUCACUCAAAUAUAAACUCUUAAUAAUGAAAUAAAAAUUAUGAGUAAUUUAAUGAAUUAUUUAAACUAAUAAUGAUUGGUGGGCUAAUAAAACACUUGAUCCUAUGAAUAAAUUUGAAACUUUAAAAUAUAAUUAUCUAGCAUGCCUAACCCAACUACAUAGAACCUCAAGAAAGUGUUUGGUCUUUUCGUUCUAGCAAUACGCCAUUACAAAACAUCCCUUACAAUACGCAACUGAACCUAUGUUUAGAUUAUAGUAUAUUCCUAGGAGUGAGGAAAGUAAGACAAGUUUCUAUGUUGUACCAUGGCAUAAUUGAAAGUAUUUAAUAAACCAUGUAGAUUAACAAAAAUGAUUAAGUAAUUAUGUAAUCACUUUGAAAAAGGAAAUCAAUAAAAUGUGUUCUCUAAUAUGACUUAAUUAGUUAAUUUUAACGUAAUCUGAUCUUUUCCUUCAGACAGCUAGCAAUGUGAGCACUAUGUUUACAUACGAAAAUAAUAACAAAAAUUGUUUUGAAAAAGUUGGUUCACAAAAUGAAAUAUUAUGAAAUUAUUUUUGAUAAUUUCUUGGUCAUUAUAUUAAUAUCUUUACACAUCCAGUGAAUAAAAAACGUUUCACGAAUAAACUCUGUGUAUAUUUGUACCUAUGGUUGUCAUGUUUUAUGACUUAUA
Molecule: messenger RNA, 5498 nt
Organism: Bacillus rossius redtenbacheri
Lineage: Eukaryota; Metazoa; Arthropoda; Insecta; Phasmatodea; Bacillidae
Product: homeobox protein aristaless-like
Exons: 5
Coding region: 236-1354 (372 amino acids)
Biological process (GO): regulation of transcription by RNA polymerase II
Molecular function (GO): RNA polymerase II transcription regulatory region sequence-specific DNA binding; DNA-binding transcription factor activity, RNA polymerase II-specific
Source: RefSeq, a predicted model, not a curated record